AUGGGUGGUUGGAAGGGAUGGAAUGAGAUGGAAUGGAUCGGAACUGAAAUGGGUUUGAUUAGGUUGGGUUUGAUUGGGUUGUCAAUUUGGGCAAAGCAUUUGAAUGGAUGUAUAGGAAUGAUAUCGGUUGGUGUAAAGGGAGGAGAAAGGGAAAAGAGGAAACGGGAAGGAGAUCAUUUCAUAUUUCAUACUAUGUAUACGGAGGAACUUACUAGGUUGGUUGGUCAGUCGACUAGCUAA
Messenger RNA from Sclerotinia sclerotiorum 1980 UF-70, 240 nucleotides. RefSeq lists its product with no specific name. Bases 1 to 240 code for a protein of 79 amino acids. The transcript has a single exon. The record is from RefSeq and is a predicted model, not a curated record. Lineage: Eukaryota; Fungi; Ascomycota; Leotiomycetes; Helotiales; Sclerotiniaceae.